Messenger RNA from Larimichthys crocea (large yellow croaker), 3911 nucleotides. RefSeq names its product tyrosine-protein kinase receptor TYRO3. The coding region runs from base 149 to 2833 and encodes 894 amino acids. NCBI's taxonomy places the organism in Eukaryota, Metazoa, Chordata, Actinopteri, Sciaenidae. Gene Ontology annotation, molecular function: ATP binding; protein binding; ephrin receptor activity. Gene Ontology annotation, biological process: phagocytosis; positive regulation of kinase activity; platelet activation. The transcript is spliced from 15 exons. The record is from RefSeq and is a predicted model, not a curated record. Gene Ontology annotation, cellular component: signaling receptor complex; plasma membrane.
UAAUUACGCAUUCCUCUGAGCCAAAUCAUGAGUCCAUGUAAACACACACAUUACUCAUUUCAGUGACCCUCUGAGCAGCUGAGUGACAGACUGGGUGUAAAGAAGUGGCAGCAGUGGAUUAUGAUCAGACUUCAAGCAAACUGAAAACAUGGCUGUGUGUAACUCUACACUGUGCUCUACUUUAUUCCUACUGUGGAUAUGGGUGUGGGAAGCUGGCUGUGACACACAAUAUGAAGCAGAGGAGGUUGAGCUCUUCCAUUCUGACAAACAGCCACAACUGGGAUGGACAUCUGAACCAACAUCCCAAUGGGCUGAAAGCCGGCUUCCAGUGGCUACACAGAGUCCAGUUCCAGUGCUUCAAGCUUGUAAAAAUGGCAAAAAGAGAAGUAUCAUAAGUCAGUGGAUGCAGCGUCAAGACGCCCACUAUCUACUAAUGGAUGUUACAUUUACCCAAGAAGUGGAGCUCUCUGGUCAGCUGAGCCCACUACAGGUUCACCUUUUUGACUCAGACUUACCCAUCCGAAGAUUUCUUGAUGGAUGGAAUGUCCUAGACCUGCAGACGCCCCGGCCCUUUCCUUCCACAGCCUCUGGACGUGAAAUGUUCAGUUACAUGAACCACAGUCUGGCUCUGAGCCUGGGCUCUGUCAGGCACCGUGGCUUCCAGCUUGCCUUCUCCUACUCAGGAAUGUGUGUGCUGAUAACAUCCAUCAGGCUGUACUACAGGAGGUGUCCUGACAUUGUGGAUCACCUGGCCUUGUUUAAAGGGACAGGAGCUGGGUCAGAGCUGCUGAUAGGUUCCUGCGUGAACGGAGCUGUGGAGGUUUCUCCGCCUGCUAGAAAGUGUACUGUGGAUGGAGUAUGGGGUCCGCUGGAGGGGGGAUGUACCUGUGAACCUGGACAUCAAGUCAUGAAUGACACCUGUCAAGCUUGUAGGAUGGGUUACUACAAACCAGCCAAUGAGAGCAAAGGAUGCCGGCUAUGCCCACCGAAUAGCAGGACACACAGCGAGGGAGCAGAGAGGUGUGACUGUCUACAGGGUUACAACCGCCUACCAACUGACCCUGAUGAGCUAGGUUGCACCAAGCCUCCCUCCGCCCCUGUGAAUCUAACAGCACAUCAUCAGAAUGACUCUGGGCUGACAGUGACGUGGGAUCCUCCUCAUGACUGGGGAGGGAGACAGGAAGUGAAGUAUCACAUCAUGUGUGUGAGGAAAGCAGAGGCUGGCAGUCAGUGGGAGGCAUGCGGGGACAAUGUGAUUGUUCUGCAAGGAGGGCUGACCAGCACGUCAGCCAGCAUCACAGGAAUGAACCCGCAAUACGACUAUAGACUGUCAGUGCAAGCCCAGAAUGAUAUAUCCAUCCUGCAGGGGGCGCCACUGUCAUCCACUGCGACAGUUACUAUUCAUAGAUGGAAAGUUCCUCCGGUGGUGAUCACUGUGACCCCACACUCCAACAUCUCCACAGAGAAUGAAAUAACUCCUCAGCGCCAAAGUCGCUCCUCCAUCUGGGUGACAGUUGGGGUUUUAUUCGCUGUCCUGCUGCUCUUGGCUGUGGUUCCCAUUUAUGUGUGUGCUAAGCGUCGCAAAUACACCACACUCAGCCCUGAGCGGGAAGUCGAACUUUUACCAAUGAAUGUUGGAGUUUCCUACCGACGUCCGCAGCAGGUGGAGGCUGCACCUCAACAGGCUGACAUGGUGGAAGGUGUGGCUCAGUUGCUGGAGGGGCUCAGUGGCAGGCUGCUGUCCAGUUUGAAGGAUGUACUGGUGGAGAGAAACAAGCUCACACUGGGCAAGGAGCUGGGCAGAGGGGAGUUUGGCUCAGUCUAUGAAGGGGUCUACACCCCAGACGGUGUGGACAUGAAGGUGGCUGUGAAGACCAUGAGAGUUGGAAUCCACAGCCAGCAAGACCUACAUGAGUUUUUGAGAGAGGCAGAAAUCAUGCAGAACUUUGAUCAUGAAAAUGUGGUCAGACUACUCGGGGUCACUUUACAGAGGGAGCAGGACUCUUCUCUGCCUGUUCCUCUGGUCAUCCUGCCCUACAUGAAACAUGGAGACCUGCGCCGCUUCCUCAUUGACACACGCUAUGGUGAUGUUCCCAUGUUUGUGCCGCAUCAGAGCCUCCUGCGCUUCAUGAUUGAUAUUGCAGCAGGGAUGGACUAUCUGAGCUCACAGCGGUUCCUGCAUAGAGACCUGGCUGCACGCAACUGCAUGCUGGGUGAUGACCUCAGGGUGUGUGUGGCUGACUUCGGCCUAUCCAAGAAAAUCUACAGCAGCAGUUAUUAUCGUCAGACAGUGGUUGUUCGUCUUCCAGUCAAAUGGAUGUCCAUAGAGAGUCUGUCCGAGUCUGUCUACACUACCAAGAGUGACGUGUGGUCAUUCGGGGUGACCAUGUGGGAGAUUGUGUCCCGGGGAAGGACCCCCUAUCCUGGAGUUCACAACCACGAGGUGCUGGACCUGCUGCUGUUGGGACACAGGCUCAAACCACCUGAGGACUGUGACCACAAACUUUAUGAAGUGAUGCAGAGCUGCUGGGUUAAGGAGCCAGCCCACAGGCCUUGCUUCAGGGAACUGGGUGAAAUGCUGAAAGGUUUACUGUCGGAGCUUCCGGCGCUGGAGGCCAGCCAGGAGGCCAGCUACAUCAACCAGGUCCUGGAGGUUUCUGCUGCUGUGGCUGCCUCUCAGGAUCCACAAACAAACUCUGGGGGAAGACUGGAAAAUGUCUACCUGCCUACUCCUGUGGGUGCUGCUCCAGCCAGAGAUGAUGAUUUUGAAGAAGAGGAAGGGUACCUUAAGUUUACUACUGACUCAACAACUAAGGGGGAUGAUAAUCAUUAAAAAAAAGAAUAUCUGUAUGGGGUUUUACAAAAUGUAAUUCCAUAUUAAAGAACUGUGUGUGAGAGGGUGAGAUAGAGAUAUUGUGUAACAUCCUCAGGCAGACAGAAACUAAAACCUUUUACUGUAUUUUGCACUUUUACAAAUGUAUAUCUGUAUUGUGUAUCUCUUACUAGAAAAUGUCUCUUACUGGUAAGAGGGAUGACCAUGGCUCAGUGGCAGAGUGGGUCGUCCAAUAACCCCAUGGGUGGCAGUUGGCGGAAUUAUUCAAAUAAAAAUACUAAUAAGUUUGUGAGGUCAAAACUAUGAGAUAUUAAGUAAAAAUGAUCAAACUGAAGUAAAACAUAGUGAGAUUAAAUCUAGAUUUUGUCUUUUUAUGUCAGAAUUAUUAGGAUUAUGAGGGCAGUCAAAAUCAUAACUCAAAGCUGUCACCAUGUCAUAAUUUAAUCUAUUUAAAUGAUCCACAAUUUACGACGGAGUAUUAGGGCCACAUUUAAAACAUUUUUUUUUGGAAAUAAUUACGAGAAUAAAGUCGUUAUUAAAUAUGGCAAGAAUGAAUUGCAAGAUUAAAGUCGUUAUUAAAUAUGGCGACUCGCCAUAUUUAAUAACGACUUUAAUCCCGUAACUCGUAUCUCGAAACAAUUUCCCUACGGGGAUUAAUAAAGUUCUUCUGAUUCUGACUUCUGAUUCUGACUUUAAUCUCGUAAUUAAUUCCCAAAUUUUUUUUUUUAUUUAAGUCGUACCGUCGUAACAAUUUGACUUACUAUCUCAUAAUUAUGACUCAGGAUCUCAUAAUAGUAAUGUUAAUUUUGACACAGGCAUUUAUUAUGUUUUUCUUUUCUUUUUCUCUGGCAGAAAUACACAUACACAUGGAAUUUUAUUUGCACUAUAGAGUAUGUUAUUGCUGACUUCCAGGGUUUGAUCUGUGACAGUAUUACUUAUUAUAUUACCCUCGUAUUUGGAUCAUGACAAUAUUCUAAGAGGCUGUGUUACAGAUGUAAGAUUUAGACUGCAGAAGUAUACAUAUUCAAUGAAUUAAUUCAUUGAUGGAAAACAGAAUAAAUUACUUUUUUAUUAUGUU